Bacidia gigantensis is the source of this 888-nucleotide messenger RNA. RefSeq lists its product as uncharacterized. The transcript has 2 exons. The coding region runs from base 1 to 888 and encodes 295 amino acids. Lineage: Eukaryota; Fungi; Ascomycota; Lecanoromycetes; Lecanorales; Ramalinaceae. Gene Ontology annotation, cellular component: cytoplasm. Gene Ontology annotation, molecular function: phosphoadenylyl-sulfate reductase (thioredoxin) activity. The record is from RefSeq and is a predicted model, not a curated record.
AUGCCAUAUGACGAUGAAGAUAAGAUGGGUAACAAGGACUACGAACUCUUGCCAUUGCUGUCACAGGAGAUGGAAGUAUUAUACUUGCAUUCGAAAAAAAAAAAAGAAUAUGAGUACAUCAAACGAUUGAAUUUGCUGCUUGAAAUCCUCCAAUGGUGCAUUACGACUCUACCAGCUCUAUAUCAAGAGACAGCCUUUGGCUUGACUGGGCUCUCUACCAUUGACAUCCUCUCGAAGAUGAAAAUUCCAAGACCGUCCAUGGUUGACCUCGUCUUCUUCGAUACUCUUCACAACUUUCCCGAAACGCUCGAUCUGAUCGAUCGAAUCCGCGAGCGAUAUCCUUUAGUAAAUUUACACGUCUACAAACCAGCCGGUGUCAAUACAGCCGAGGAGUUCGCGCGGAGGCAUGGCGAAAAGCUUUGGGAGGUCAAUGAUGAGUUGUACGAUUGGGCCGCAAAGGUCGAACCUGCAGAACGAGCAUACAGAGAACUGGGCGUUCACGCAGUCCUCACUGGUCGACGACGGAGUCAAGGAGGCAAACGCGGUGAUAUUCCCAUCAUAGAAAUCGACGAAGCUGGUCUGAUCAAAAUCAAUCCGUUCGCCAACUGGACAUACAAGCAAGUUCGGGACUACAUCAAGGAAAAUAACGUACCGUACAAUGAGCUGCUCGAUCGUGGCUACAAGAGCAUUGGUGACUGGCACUCGACGAAGCCGGUGAAGGCAGAUGAAGAUGAGCGCGCAGGUCGAUGGCAAGGUCAAGAGAAGACCGAAUGCGGGAUCCACAAUCCGCGGUCGAAAUUUGCUCAGUACUUGAAAGAGCAAGAGAUGGCAAAACAGCAGGAAGCACUGCGGCAAGCUCUUGAUUCGGAGCUGCAGAUCGCCGCAUAA